AUGGAGGACAGAGGCUCACCUGCCUUGGAAAAGGACUGGAAGUGUCCGUGUAGGAACCCAUCCUCGUUGGCAUCCUCCGAGGGCCCUGCUGUGCAGACCUCCCCCCAGCUCAGCAAGUCUAUGUCCUCAGCCCACAGACACCUGAGCAGAAGGAAUGGGCUCUCGAAACUCUGCCAGAGCAGGAUGACACUCUCCGAAGACAGAUGGACCUCCUAUUGUCUCUCGUCACUGGCUGCCCAAAACAUUUGCACAGGGAAAGUGCAGUGCCCAGCCAUGGCUGAGCAGGCAGACCCAGCUGGCUUCCUGGGUAGCACGUCCUGCUGCUCACUGCUGCGCGGCUUGUCCUCGGGAUACUCCACGCCCUUGCUCCCGUCCCCUGCUGGCAACCCUAACAAGGCCAUCUUCACAGUGGACGCCAAGACCUCAGAGAUCCUCGUUGCCAACGACAAUGCUUGCCGGCUCCUGGGAUACAGCAGCCAUGAUCUGAUAGGCUUGAAGCUCACACAGUUCUUCCUGAAGCCAGACUGCGAUGUGGUGGAAGCGCUCAGUGAGGAGCAUGUGGAGGCUGACGGCCACGCUGCUGUGGUGUUUGGCACAGUGGUGGAUGUUGUGAGCAGAAGCAGCGAGCGGAUCCCAGUGUCCGUGUGGAUGAAGAGGAUGAAGCAGGAGCCUCGCCUGUGCUGUGUGGUUGUGCUGGAGCCCGUGGAGAGGGUAUCAGCCUUGGUCUCUUUCCAAAGUGAUGGAACGAUCACGUCGUGUGACAGUGUCUUUGCCCAUCUGCACGGCUACGAGUGUGGGAACGAGGUGACUGGGCAUCGCAUCACAGACCUGAUCCCUUCCGUGCAGCUCCCUGCACCUGGCCAGCCUAUCCCACAGAAUCUCAAGAUUCAAAGGUCUGUUGGAAGAGCCAAGGAUGGUACCACCUUCCCGCUGAGCAUAAAGCUGAAACCUAAGCCCAAUAGCAAGGAUCCAGAAGCCGGCCAGGUGGCCUCUGAGCAAGGUUACUCGGCAUCCAUCUGGGUGUUCUCCACCAUCAGUGGCCUUAUCACCCUCCUGUCGGACGGGACCAUCUAUGGCAUCAAUCAUAGCUUCGCACUGAUGCUGUUUGGUUAUGGGAGGACCGAGCUCCUAGGCAAGAACAUCACUUUCUUGAUCCCUGACUUCUACCAUAUGGACCUUGUAUCUGAGGGCUACUUACCACUGCCAGACCUGGUCAGCCACCUGAACAUGGGAAAUCAGAGUGGGCCUGAGGAAACGACUGUGGACCCCCUGCCGGGCUGGAGCACGGCUGAGAAUCCAGGGGUUAAUGGCAUGCCCACUGGUGACAACAUGCUGCCCCCAGACAGGACCCCAAAGCCUGCGGGAAGCCAAGAAGCUGUCACGGGGACUCAGACUCAAGAGGACACUGGAGCCCAGCUCCCAUCUCCUCUCUCAUCUCUGCCCACUCUGGGGGGGUACAGCAUCCCAGGAGGAAGCCCACCAGCCCAGGAGCAGUCAUUGCCUGAGCACCAGUGGAAUAUUCCAGAAGGAAGCCCACCAGCUCAGGUGUGGUCAUUGCCUGAGGACCAGCAGGACACUGUCCUGGAGAAGCAGGAGCCUACAGGAACAGAGAUCCUGUGCCAGGAGCUUUUGAGAGGAAGCAGCUCUGCCUCAGUGGUCAUAAGACCCUUUGCUUCCUAUGAAGAUUCUGAAGCUCUGACCCCAGCUGAGGACAGGAGCUGGGAUGAAGUGUGUGGAUUGUCCCAGGAAGCACAGAUGGAGUGCAUGGGUUUGAGCACUGACAACCAUCAGGCUGAUGCUGCGGGACAGCUGGCAGGGGUGGGCCUCCCAGUGCUGCACCCUGGGUGUGGGGCUGAGUGGGGCACAUCCCAGGGGAGCCCAGCUAUGGCCGCCAGUCCCUCGGGGAUAGCGCAACUCUCACUUCCCAUACCUGCUUUGGAGGAGCAGUGGCUGGGAGCACAGGACAACAGGGAGGAGCUGCAGACUUGCUUACUGAAGGAGCAGCUGUCCAAGCCGAACUUUGGGAGACCUCAGGACAUCUCCUCCAUUGAGCUGGUCCUGGCAGACCAUACCUCCUCCUCAGCCCCUGUGUCGCUGUGUGACCUGGGAGGCAGAGACCUGUACAGUGGCCGCUCUGGCAGCUCCUCAGCCCGUUAUGCCCUAGCCACAGACCUCCCCGGUGUCUUUGACACAGUGGAGGUCCCAGAGGCUGACGGAAAUUCCUUUUUAUGGAACCUCAAGGAAGUGUUUUACAGCCGGUGGGCAGAUCGAACUUCUUCCAACUGUUCCUGUGCCUCGUCUGAGCUCGUGGGAACAGCCUCCCCUUCCCUGGCUGGCUCCAAUGUGGAUGUGAGCACUUUGCAUGGGCAUGGGGAAGAGGUUCUGGCUGACAGGGAGCUGUUGUUGCUGACUGGUACUUAUUUCAGUCAUGGUGAAGGCCGGCAGUUCUGUGAGACCAAUCUGGGCCUCAUUCAGACAGAACCAUCUGACACCUCAGAAUGUGAAGAUGUGAGUGGCAGAGAGAGCCGUGGCUGUGUCCUUCCCAGGUUGGGAUCCAGCCCCACGCACAUGUGCCCGUUAGAGGAGCCCAGGCCAAGCAUCCAGGUCACCUCCACGCCUGUGAGAGGGGAUAGCUCGGCGACGUCCGAGGCCACCAGCCUGCAGCGGGAGAUCCAGGAGGGCACCUACUUGGGGAGCUGCUGCCACAAAGAUGGCUCACUGCUGAGUGUUCAGUUUGAAGUGAAGCGGGUAGAGCUCCAAGGCCCUGCUCCCCUGUUCUGCUGCUGGCUGGUGAAAGACCUCCUACACAGCCACCUGGCCUCGGCCACUCGUACCCAACUGUUGCUGGCCAGCCUGCCCAGCUCCACGCACUCCGCGUGUGAGCAUCUUGGAUCCAGCCCAGGGGAGAUGCUCAGAAGCAGACCGUGGUUUGAGGAGCCCCCCAAGGCAGGAGAGUUGGAGGGGCUGGCAGCCUGUGAGGGUGCGUACUCUCAAAAGUACAGUACGCUGAGCCCACUGGGCAGCGGGGCCUUUGGCUUCGUAUGGACUGCUCUGGACAGGGAUCAGAAUAAGGAGGUGGUGGUGAAGUUUAUUAAGAAGGAGAAGGUUCUGGAAGAUUGUUGGAUCGAGGAUCCCACACUUGGAAAAGUUACGUUGGAAAUAUCAAUCCUGUCCAGAGUGGAGCAUGCCAACAUCAUCAAGGUCCUGGACAUAUUCGAGAACCAGGGCUUCUUUCAGCUGGUGAUGGAGAAGCACGGUUCUGGCCUGGACCUCUUUGCGUUCAUUGACCACCAUCCCAGCCUGGAUGAGCCGUUGGCCAGUUACAUCUUCCGACAGCUGGUGUCGGCAGUGGGAUAUCUCCGCUCAAAGAGCAUCCUUCACCGGGACAUCAAGGAUGAGAACAUUGUCAUUGCCGAGGACUUCACCAUUAAGCUCAUAGACUUCGGCUCCGCUGCCUACUUGGAAAGGGGCAAACUGUUCUACACCUUCUGUGGGACAAUCGAGUACUGUGCGCCUGAAGUUCUCAUGGGGAAUCCUUACAAGGGUCCGGAGCUAGAGAUGUGGUCCCUGGGAGUCACGCUGUACACGCUCAUCUUUGAGGAGAACCCCUUCUGUGAGCUGGAGGAGACCCUGGAAGCUGCAAUAAACCCCCCGUACUUGGUGUCGGAAGAUCUCAUGAACCUCAUGUCUGGGCUGCUGCAGCCUGUCCCUGAGCAGCGUACCACCUUGGAGAAGCUGGUGACAGACCCUUGGGUUACCCAGCCCGUGAACCUUGCAGACUACACCUGGGAGGAUGUGUGUGGAAUAAACAAGCCAGGAAGUAGAGUCCUAUCCACUGUGAGUCUGGAUAUGGAGAGCAGGAGCUCCAAUGAAGUGGCUCAGCAUCCCGAGCUGAAGGCGCCCCCUAAUAGUCCUCAUCCAUUCAGGACAAGUAAUUCUCAAGAUGGAGCCCAAUUCAUCUAA
Molecule: messenger RNA, 3963 nt
Organism: Pipistrellus nathusii (Nathusius's pipistrelle)
Lineage: Eukaryota; Metazoa; Chordata; Mammalia; Chiroptera; Vespertilionidae
Source: the annotation of a GenBank genome assembly